Lathyrus oleraceus (garden pea) is the source of this 1920-nucleotide messenger RNA. RefSeq lists its product as uncharacterized. Gene Ontology annotation, molecular function: RNA-DNA hybrid ribonuclease activity; nucleic acid binding. Bases 1 to 1920 code for a protein of 639 amino acids. The transcript is spliced from 5 exons. Lineage: Eukaryota; Viridiplantae; Streptophyta; Magnoliopsida; Fabales; Fabaceae. The record is from RefSeq and is a predicted model, not a curated record.
AUGGUUGUCAAAGCCAGUGAAAUUUCUCAAUCAAUAGGUCCUGGGAAGGACUUUGACCCAGUGCCAUCUGAUAAAGGUCAGAAUAAAGAGAAAGAUCAGAGGCUCGAUGUGAUUUAUGACGAUGAGCCUUUGGGUUUCGAGAAGGAUCCGCUAGCAACAAACAUCAAGAUGUUGGCUCAGGAUCCCCUUGAAGAAGUAGACUUAGGAGAGGGGAGAGCUGGUCGAAUUGAAACUGUCGAUCAAGCCUGGGAAGAAGCAUGUGAAAUAGAACCCAAGACGAUUUGCUCCAUCAAUACUGUCGAAGAUCAAGGAGGAAUGGAGGAAAUAUUAGUCGAUUUUGCUGCAGGCUAUGAAUAUUUAAGCAUGCUUGAUGGGUAUUUUGGGUAUAAUCAAAUAUUUAUUACUGAAGAGGAUAUCCCGAAAACAGCAUUUUGUUGCCGCGGAGCCUUAGGCAUCGACGAAUGGGCUGGGGAUUUCCUAGGUUUUGUGGUCCAUAAAAAGGCGAUCGAAAUAAACCAGAAUAAGACCAAGGUCAUCAUGGAAGUGAAAGCUCCAUCGACGAAGAAAGGUUUGCAGUCACUCCUGGGCAACAUCAAUUUCCUAAGGAGAUUCAUCUCAAACCUUAGUGGGAAGACGCAAGCAUUCUCGCCUUUGAUUCGACUCAAUAAGGAAGUGUUUGAAUGGACGUUGGCUCAACAAGAAGCAUUCGAUAAGAUUAAAGCAUACUUGAGCCAUCCACCAAUCUUAACACCACCUUGCAGAAAUAAAAGUAUGAGAUUGUAUAUAUCUGCAUCUGACAAAACCUUAGGGAGCAUGUUAGCCCAGGAGGAUGAUAAUGGUAUCGAAAGAGACAUUUACUACCUCAAUAGAGUUUUAAAUGAUGUAGAAACUAGUCGAAUUGGGAAAUGGGCGUUAGCAUUAACUGAAUUUUCUUUAACAUACAUGCCAUUAAGAGCUGUUAAAGGGCAAGUGGUAGCAGACUUCAUAGUCGACCAUUCCAUUGACGCAAACGCAUUGAAAUAUGUCGAAUUGGGACCAUGGAAGUUAUACUUCGAUGGGUCUAGUCAUAAAGAUGGCACGGGCGUCAGGGUCGUAAUUAUUUCUCCUAACAAAAUUCCAACAAAAUUCCAGUAUAAAGUAGAAGGUACUUGCUCAAACAAUGAGGCUGAAUACGAAGCCCUCAUAGCAGGACUUGAAAUGUUGUUGGAAUUGGGGACAACUCGAGUUGAGAUAAUGGGAGACUCGGAGUUGGUCAUAAAACAAAUCACAAAGGAAUAUAGAUGUGUUAAGGAGAAUUUGAUCAUGUAUUUCAUAAUCGCUAGUCUACUGUUAAAAAGGUUCGAAAUGGUUUAUAUUCGACACAUACCUCGACUAGAAAACCAAGUGGCUAACGAUUUAGCUCAGAUUGCAUUCGGGUAUAAAAUUGCAAAGGAAAAGUUGCACAAAGUCAUUGAAGUCAGGGGAAAGGUCGUGGCAACCAGAUUAAUGCCCCUAGAUUUAGAAAAGACGAAGCUAGGAUAUACUGGUGAAGGAAAUUUCGAAAUAUUGGCAAUAGACAAUUUGACGGAUGAAGACUGGAGGAAGCCAAUAGUGGUGUAUCUGCAGAAUCUAACGGUGUCUACUGAUCGAAAAACCAGGUAUGGAGUAUUGAGUUAUGUUCUUUUGGGUACGGAGUUGUUUAAGAAAUCUCCUGAGGGAAUUUUGCUUAAGUGCCUUUGUGAGUCAGAGGCGUAUUUUGCCCUUUCGACUGUGCAUCGUGGAGCGUGUGGGGCACACCAAAUCGGUCAUAAGAUGAAAUGGCGCUUAUUUCACCGAGGGAUGUAUUGGCCUACCAUGUUGAAAGACUGUAUUGAAUUUGCAAAGGGUUACCAAGAAUGUCAGAUGCAUGCAGGCAUACAGCACGUCCCUGCAAGUGAAUAA